AUGCCCGCAGUGAAAGUGUUUAAUAUAUUCGGUGGGCAGAAGCCGACCGAGAAGCGAACGCCGCCACCCCCCGCUAAUAAUUCGGCCCCACAAAAAUUCUACAGGACAUUUUCAGUUGCGCCCGAAAUCUCACCCGAAGUUAAAGGCGGCAAAGUGACCGCGAUUGCUGCCUGCUUAGAAAAGAGAAUAAGUGAGCCUGUGAAAGUUUCUAGUGAUAACAUUCAAGCAAAAAAACUAUCGUCUAAAAACAAUAUUAGUGAAGCUGUGUGUUCUAAGACGGAAAUUGAUUCACAAAACCACGCGUAUGAGAAUGUUCAAUUACAGUCAUCUGACAGUUUGCGACCACAAAGUUUUAAAUUAUUAGAGAAAUCUAAGGGAUACUCUUCUAUUUAUGAAAAUAUAACUAUUUUUAAUAAGCAUACGGAACGUGACGCCAACCUUGAUAACGAUCCGAACUCUGAGUCUAAACUUAAUAAAGCAUUAGAAUCAUUCGAUAAAAUAUUAUCUGAGUUUUCUACAAAUUCUUCUUUUUCGCCAGAAAUCAAUUUAAGUUUUAAUUCAAAUUUUGUUGUACCAAAACUACAAAAGUCAAAAACUUGUAGUAUCAUAGAAUCUCGGUGUAUUCUAAAAAAAACGAAUUCUGAUCCUGAAAACGAAAGAAGAACCCGGAAUUUAUCACGAAAUAAUUCAAUUGAUAAAACUACUAGCUUGUGGAAUCUUGACGACAUGAAAGGGAAAGAGCUAACGAGCCCAUUAAAGCCUUUGUCAUUGGCACCAAAUGAUAAAAUAAACUCUGACAAAUAUGCGACUUACAAAAUUUCUUCUAAGUCUCCAUCACGGCCUAAUUGUAUUAACACCGAAGAUUUAAAGAAACUCGAUGUUAAAACAAGAAUUUUGAAAAAGACCCUAUCAAAUCCACCGUCCACGCCGGUUCCGGUCGUUAACAAAACAAAACUUAGUCCAAAAAAGAAUGAUAAAAAAGGCAUCGAAGUUAAAAAAACUCGAACUAAACUUUGUCCAGAGACCACAAAGUCAGCGUUUGAGAGCAAUUCAAGAACUAGAAUGCAAAAGGCAAAGAGUGUGUGGGAAAUUGGAACUGAAUCAGCGGUGUCGCCGCCUCUGGAAAGGACAAAAUCGUCUACUUCUAUCGCGGGCUCUCCAAGCAAGAUCCCGGUGAUAAGGAGUCAAAUGUCACAAAACAAAUUUAGUAGUACAAGGGCGCUGUUUUCUCCCACUCCAGUUGAUCUAAGCAACUUAGACCAGGCCAGAGAGUGUGCUCAGAAAAAGAAGUUAAACAUCUCACGGAAAAGCGCAGAUAAAACAGAUAUAAUCAAACAAACAAAACAAAAGUCUCAACUGAAUCUUAAAGCUGACGUGAAGCGGUCAACUGAUAAAACCAAGAAAGAUACAAAUGAAUCAAAAAAGACGCCUUCACCGAAACUAUCACUUAAAGAUUAUUCAGAAGAAAUCAACGCAAUACGUGCCAAACUGCAACAGAAGAAAAAUAACAACAAAAGAGACCUUGUGAUAGCGACAAGUGAGAAUAAAAGCAAUGAAAAUAACUAUGAGACUGAUAUUGAUUUAUCUCCAGUAAAGAAUAUUGUAAAAAAAAUUGAAUUUAAAUCUGCCCCGGAACCGAAAAACGAAUCAGCACAAUUUAUUAAUUGCAAAGUGAUUCCCCCGGAACAUAAGGUUUUAUGUGUCGCAAACACUACUUUCCACAACUAUUUGAGCACACUCGUUGGCCGUCAAAUAAGAUGUGUCGAAUCGAAAAAUGACAGUAAAAUAUGUUCUCAGAUAGAGAAACUCCCGCUGAACAAGCAAACAGAGGAAAAAAUUUCAGAUACGCAUUCAGAUUGUAGUGACGACUCAGGACACGUUUCUAAUGAUGCAGUACACGACAGCGACGUUGUGUACGAUACCAUCAGGGAUUUGAGCCCCGUAGGGAACGUGGAUGUGGUGGAUUGUAAAAUGUUUAACCAGCCUAAGCAGUUUAGGACUGAUUUAGCUGAGGACUCAAAUGUUUGUCCUGUGCGACCUAUGAGGCGUGGCGGGCGCUCCAUCGAGGUCGUUAGCGGUACCUGUGCUGGCGCUGACGCUCCGAAAGUGGAAGAACAGGUACGCCAUUACCAUAUCAAUAACAACAAAUUACAGGUGAAUCUCUAA
This is a messenger RNA of Pieris macdunnoughi, 2166 nucleotides long. Lineage: Eukaryota; Metazoa; Arthropoda; Insecta; Lepidoptera; Pieridae. The record is from the annotation of a GenBank genome assembly.